Molecule: messenger RNA, 1245 nt
Organism: Cyphellophora europaea CBS 101466
Lineage: Eukaryota; Fungi; Ascomycota; Eurotiomycetes; Chaetothyriales; Cyphellophoraceae
Exons: 4
Coding region: 1-1245 (414 amino acids)
Source: RefSeq, a predicted model, not a curated record
AUGGCCAAAAUCCAAGAAGCAGCCAUCCCCGAGCUCCGCUCACAGAUCGACGCCCUCACCUCCGCCGAAGACGGCGUCCCGGGCCUCGUCUUCGCCGCGGUCAACAAGCAAGGCGACAUCAUCUUCGAGCACGCUUCGGGAAACCUGGGCGCGGCGAGAGAGGAGCCCAUGACGCUGGACAAUGUGUUUUGGAUCGCGAGCUGUACCAAGAUGAUCACGGGGGUGGCGUGCAUGCAGCUGGUGGAGCAGGGGAAGUUGUCGCUGGAUAGUGUGGAGGAGGUGGAGAGGUUGGCGCCGGAACUCAAGGCCGUACAGGUGCUGCAGGAGGACGGCUCGCUCAAGCCCAAAGAAAAGGGUAUCACGCUUCGCAUGUUGCUGUCGCACACCGCUGGCUUCGGCUACUCCUUCUUCAACGCCAAGCUCCUGAAACACUACGGCGCCCGCGGCCUCGAUGAGUUCACCGGCGUCCCCAGCGAAUUCUUAUCUCAGCCGCUCGUCAACCAGCCAGGCAGCCGCUGGGAAUACGGCAUCAACAUCGAUUGGGCCGGCCAGCUGGUCGAACGCGUUACCGGUCUCACCCUCAACGAGUACUUCCAGCAGCACAUCUUCAAGCCGCUCGGCAUCAAAAACAUCAGCAUGUUUCCCACGGACAGCAUGGCUGACAAGCUGUGCUACAUGAACAUGCGCAACCCCGCGGACGGAAAGGUGUAUCCCAACUUGAGUGGCCAUCUGGUGCGGAGUCAGUUGAUGGCGAGCAACGAUGAGCAAAAAAAGGCCAUCUUCAAUGCCGGUGGCCACGGAUGCUUUGCGCAACCCCGAGAGUACUGUGCGAUCAUUGCAAUGCUGUUGAACGGUGGUGUAAGCGCGAAGACGGGCGAGCGGGUGCUGAAAGCUGAGACGGUGGACAAGAUGUUCGAGAACCAGAUUCCAGAAUUCCCAGGAUUUGCGCGGCAGGGCAUCGAUCCUCCUCGGCCCGACUUCGCCAACGCGUUGCCCAACAUGUACCCGGAGCCCGACGAUCCACCACAAGGCUGGGGCCUGACGUUCUUCCUCCACCUGCAGGACUCGGCAGUGCAUAGUAAGGGCACUGGCUGGUGGGCAGGUCUGCCGAACCUCUUCUGGUGGUGUGAUCGCACAAGAGGCGUGGGCGGCAUCAUCGCCAGUCAGAUCGUGCCGUUUGGCGAUCUCAAGGUGAUGGGACUGUGGGGUGGCUUGGAGCAUGGCAUCAACUCUGCAUUGGAGUAG